CCGUCCGUCCGGGGGGAGGUGUGGACGCAGCUCCAGCUUCUAACCUGAGAGGACCUCGGGCUUCCAGCCGGGCCCCCAGACACGUGGGGAUGAAACAGAACAGAGACCCAAAGCAUCCCCCCUCUCAGAGGAACAGUUCACCUCGACAGCCGGGGAGAGAGCCCGGAUGCGCAAGUUGGGGAAUGGCGGUCAAUGUGUAUUCUACCUCGAUAACCCAGGAGACUAUGAGCAGACAUGACAUCAUCGCAUGGGUCAAUGACAUCGUAUCUUUAAACUACACGAAAGUGGAACAGCUCUGCUCAGGCGCGGCCUAUUGCCAGUUCAUGGACAUGCUCUUUCCCGGCUGCAUCAGUUUGAAGAAAGUAAAAUUCCAGGCGAAGUUGGAGCACGAGUACAUUCACAAUUUCAAACUCCUGCAGGCGUCCUUCAAGCGGAUGAAUGUGGAUAAGGUGAUUCCGGUGGAGAAGCUAGUGAAAGGGCGCUUCCAGGACAACUUGGACUUCAUCCAGUGGUUCAAGAAGUUCUAUGACGCGAACUACGACGGCAAGGAAUAUGACCCCGUAGAAGCACGACAAGGGCAAGAUGCAAUUCCUCCCCCCGACCCCGGCGAACAGAUCUUCAACCUGCCAAAAAAGUCGCACCACGCCAACUCCCCCACCGCAGGUGCAGCUAAGUCCAGUCCAGCAUCUAAACCAGGCUCCACACCUUCUCGCCCCUCAUCAGCCAAAAGGGCUUCCUCCAGCGGCUCGGCAUCCAAAUCGGACAAAGAUUUGGAGACACAGGUCCUACAGCUUAAUGAACAGGUACACUCGUUGAAGCUGGCCCUGGAAGGCGUGGAGAAGGAGCGGGACUUCUACUUCGGGAAGCUGCGGGAGAUCGAGCUGCUCUGCCAGGAGCAGGGCCAGGAGAGCGACAGCCUCGUGCAGCGGCUGAUGGAGGUCCUCUACGCCUCCGACGAGCACGUGAGUGGGGGGCGCUCGCUGGGGGCUCACCGGACUCGGGGAGGACACCGCGCAGCCAGGGCCCCUGCGGUUCCC
Myotis brandtii (Brandt's bat) is the source of this 1037-nucleotide messenger RNA. It is a transcript of the gene MAPRE2, whose product is annotated as microtubule-associated protein, RP/EB family, member 2. Gene Ontology annotation, biological process: spindle assembly; regulation of microtubule polymerization or depolymerization; protein localization to microtubule plus-end. Gene Ontology annotation, cellular component: microtubule plus-end; microtubule organizing center; cytoplasmic microtubule. Gene Ontology annotation, molecular function: microtubule plus-end binding. The record is from RefSeq and is a predicted model, not a curated record. The annotation marks the transcript as partial. Lineage: Eukaryota; Metazoa; Chordata; Mammalia; Chiroptera; Vespertilionidae. The transcript is spliced from 7 exons.